Molecule: messenger RNA, 186 nt
Organism: Acaulospora colombiana
Lineage: Eukaryota; Fungi; Glomeromycota; Glomeromycetes; Diversisporales; Acaulosporaceae
Source: the annotation of a GenBank genome assembly
GCCUACCGGACUCCAAAUCCACGAUACGAUCUCUAUCAGUGAAGAGCAAUACCAUGACUCCUCGAAGGGGAAACCAUUCAAACCUUCGAUGCUCGUGGAUUUGGAGUCCGGUAGGCCUAUGGAAGUAGUGGUUAUUGUGGGUGAAGUGGUCAACACUGCUAGGAAAGUAGGAAUCGAAGUUCCUAG